Messenger RNA from Mus pahari (shrew mouse), 254 nucleotides. Its product is annotated as beta-defensin 39. Bases 1 to 225 code for a protein of 74 amino acids. The record is from RefSeq and is a predicted model, not a curated record. Gene Ontology annotation, cellular component: extracellular region. Gene Ontology annotation, molecular function: CCR6 chemokine receptor binding. The transcript is spliced from 2 exons. Gene Ontology annotation, biological process: defense response to Gram-negative bacterium; innate immune response in mucosa; defense response to Gram-positive bacterium. Lineage: Eukaryota; Metazoa; Chordata; Mammalia; Rodentia; Muridae.
AUGAAGUUCUCCUGCUUUCUGCUGCUGAUCCUCUCUCUAUCCAGCUUCCAGAACAACCCAGUUUCUGGUGAUGAUUCAAUAAAAUGUUUUCAAAAGAAUAACACCUGUCACACCAACCAAUGCCCAUAUUUUCAAGAUGAGAUCGGCACGUGUUAUGACGGAAGAGGCAAGUGUUGCCAAAAGCACAUUCUGCAUAUAAGAGUUCCAAGGAAGAAGAAGGUGUAACCAUUGUUAUAAUAAAGGAAAACAUCCUG